This is a messenger RNA of Aureobasidium namibiae CBS 147.97, 300 nucleotides long. RefSeq names its product mitochondrial ribosomal protein 10. The transcript has 3 exons. Gene Ontology annotation, biological process: mitochondrial translation. The coding region runs from base 1 to 300 and encodes 99 amino acids. NCBI's taxonomy places the organism in Eukaryota, Fungi, Ascomycota, Dothideomycetes, Dothideales, Saccotheciaceae. The record is from RefSeq and is a predicted model, not a curated record. Gene Ontology annotation, cellular component: mitochondrial small ribosomal subunit. Gene Ontology annotation, molecular function: structural constituent of ribosome.
AUGGUCGUCAAGAAUACCCAAGCUGUCGCAAAGGCCACCGCGCCCCGUCUGCCACCCCUCCACAAGCUGCGCGUCCGUAAGCCCGACCAGGCUGGUGCAAAUCCUUGCAUCGGUGUCAUGUCCUCAGUCCUCGGAUGCUGGGCUUCGUCUGGGUACACAGCUCAAGGAUGUGCCGCUCUUGAGCAACAGCUACGCGCAUGCAUGGACGCCCCCAAAGCCGGACAAACCAAGAAGAGUUCCAUCAACUACCAUCUCUCGAGACUCUACCCGCAAAUCAUCGGCCCACACAAGCGAAAGUAG